Rhodamnia argentea is the source of this 8074-nucleotide messenger RNA. Its product is annotated as serine/threonine-protein kinase TOR. Gene Ontology annotation, molecular function: protein serine/threonine kinase activity; protein-containing complex binding; protein binding. Gene Ontology annotation, cellular component: TORC2 complex; nucleus; TORC1 complex. The transcript has 57 exons. Gene Ontology annotation, biological process: TOR signaling; negative regulation of macroautophagy. The record is from RefSeq and is a predicted model, not a curated record. NCBI's taxonomy places the organism in Eukaryota, Viridiplantae, Streptophyta, Magnoliopsida, Myrtales, Myrtaceae. Bases 235 to 7620 code for a protein of 2461 amino acids.
AAAGAAGCAAAGGACAGUGAUGCCCAAAGCACAGACAAGAAACGAACUCUCAAACGCAGCAUCAACCAGGAAAAGCCUGCCCUCGCGUCGCGUGGCGGCUCGCGUCUGUAGUACCUUCUUCGCCGGAUAAAUCUCGGCAAAACCCUCCUCUUCCUCAUCGCCAUGUCUCGAGCGAGGUAACCGGAGAGAUUGCUAGGGUUUAGGGUUUGGUUGCGGGUGGUGGAAUCGGGGCCGAUGGCAGCUGCGGCCCAGGCACUUCGCUUCCUCGUCCCCGGAUCGGCCGCCGGUGGGGGCAGCUUCGACGCCUUAAAUCGGAUUGUCGCUGACCUCUGCACCUCCGGUAACCCCAAGGAGGGAGCAUCAUCAGCUUUAAGAAAGUAUGUGGAGGAAGAAGCUCGCGAGCUUAUUGGGGAGGCUUUUGUUCGGUUUAUGGAUCAGUUGUAUGAACGUAUAUCAGCUCUUCUAGAAAGCAAUGAUCCUGAUGAGAACUUGGGUGCUUUGAGAGUCAUUGAUGAGCUUAUAGAUGUUUCUCUUGGUGAGAAUGCUUUGAAGGUUUCGAGAUUCUCAAAUUACAUGCGAACGGUAUUCGACGGAAAACGUGAUAAGAGAAUUUUGGUCCUUGCUAGUGGUGUUCUGGGCCAUCUAGCAAGGGCUGGCGGAGCAAUGAUUGCUGAUGAGAUGGAGUGCCAGUUAAAAAUUGCUUUAGAUUGGCUUCGUGGAGACAGAGUGGAGCAUCGUCUUCUGGCAGCUGUUCUGAUCUUGAAGGAAAUGGCUGAGAAUGCUUCAACUGUUUUCAAUGUCCAUGUUCCUGAAUUUGUUGAUGCUAUCUGGGUUGCAUUGAGGGAUCCGGAUGAGAAAAUACGAGAACAGGCUGUGGAGGCAUUACGUGCCUGCCUUCGUGUUAUUGAGAAGAGAGAAACGCGUUGGCGUGUGCAAUGGUACUAUCGAAUGUUUGAGGCCACACAAGAUGGCUUGGGUAGAAAUGCUUCUGUUCAUAGCAUACAUGGGUCAUUGCUUGCUGUCGGGGAGCUUUUGAGAAAUACAGGUGAAUUCAUGAUGUCGAGGUAUAGAGAAGUUGCUGACAUUGUUUUUAGAUAUUUAGACCACAAGGAUCGGCUUGUUCGACGCAGCAUAACGUCAUUGUUACCUCGGAUUGCACAUUUCCUUCGUGAUCGAUUUGUCACACACUAUUUAACGAUAUGCAUGAAGCAUAUACUUGCAGUUUUACAGACACCAGCUGAACGAGCCAGUGGGUUUAUAGCCCUUGGCGAGAUGGCAGGUGCUCUAGAUGGGGAGCUUGUUGAUUAUUUGCCGACAAUUAUGUCUCACAUACGUGAUGCAAUUGCUCCACGUAGAGGUAGGCCUUCACUUGAGGCUUUGGCAUGUGUUGGAAACAUUGCCAAAGCCAUGGGGCCGAGGAUGGAAUCUCACGUUCGUGGACUAUUGGAUGUUAUGUUUGCAGCUGGUCUCUCUCCGAUGCUUGUAGAGGCUCUUGAGAAAAUAACAAUCAGUAUUCCAUCUAUGCUACCGACAAUACAAGUUCGGUUGCUCAGCUGCAUUUCAAAUGUUCUUUCCAAGUCUCAUCCUCCACAGGCAAAGCCGGCUGUAGCCAUGGUUCGAGGGAGCAUGAUGAAUACUUCCCAACAAUUCUCUGAGUUCAGUGGUUCAGCACUUGUGCAACUUGCUCUGCAAACUCUUGCCCGUUUCAAUUUUAAGGGUCACGAGCUUCUUGAAUUUGUCAAAGAAUCGGUUGUUGGGUACUUGGACGAUGAAGAUGGAGCAACACGAAAAGAUGCAGCACUAUGCUGUUGCAGACUGGUUGCAAGUUCUUUCUCUGAUGUGGCAUCCACACAAUUUGGUGCAACUAGAUCAAAUCGAACUGGAGGAAAGCGAAGGCGACUGAUUGAGGAGCUUGUUGAGAAACUCCUCAUCGCUGCUGUUGCGGAUGCUGAUGUCACUGUAAGGCGGUCCAUCUUCUACUCCUUGCAUGUGAAUAGGGGAUUUGAUGAAUAUUUAGCACAGGCAGAUAGUCUCAGUGCAGUUUUUGCUGCUUUGAAUGAUGAGGAUUUUGAUGUUCGGGAAUAUGCUAUCUCAGUAGCUGGGAGGUUAUCUGAGAAGAACCCUGCCUAUGUCCUUCCAGCUCUUCGUCGCCAUCUUAUACAGUUGCUGACCUAUCUAGAGCAAAGUGCAGAUAGCAAAUGCAGAGAAGAAAGCGCAAAGUUACUUGGUUGCUUAAUACGAAAUUGUGAACGACUUAUACUCCCAUAUGUGGCUCCAAUUCACAAGGCCCUUGUCGCAAGGCUUGUGGAUAGCUCCAUGGGCAAUGCUAAUACAGGCAUUGUAAGCGGAGUUCUUGUAACUGUGGGGGAUCUUGCUAGAGUGGGCGGUUUUGCAAUGCGACAAUAUAUCCCAGAUCUAAUGCCUUUAAUUGUGGAUGCUCUAUUGGAUGGAGCUGCAGUCACAAAAAGAGAAGUGGCGGUGUCCACUCUGGGUCAGGUUGUACAGAGCACUGGGUAUGUGAUAACUCCUUACAAUGAGUAUCCUCCUCUACUUGGCUUACUCUUGAAAUUGCUGAAUGGUGAGUUAGCAUGGUCUACCAGGCGUGAAGUUCUUAAGGUUCUUGGGAUUAUGGGUGCUUUGGAUCCCCACAUGCAUAAACGAAAUCAGCUCAUGUUGCCUGGUCCACAUGGGGAAGUUGCUCGUGCUGCUGUUGAUUCAGGCCAGCACAUUCAGACCAUGGAUGAAGUACCUAUGGAUCUUUGGCCAUCUUUUGCUACAUCAGAGGAUUAUUAUUCUACGGUGGCGAUAAAUUCUCUGAUGCGGAUUCUUAGAGACCCCUCCCUUGCUAGUCACCACCAUAAAGUGGUUGGUUCACUUAUGUUCAUUUUUAAGUCAAUGGGUCUUGGUUGUGUUCCAUACUUGCCAAAGGUUUUACCUGAUCUCUUUCACAUAGUCCGUAUGUGUGAUGAUACACUGAAGGACUUCAUAACAUGGAAGCUUGGAACUCUUGUAUCCAUUGUCCGACAGCACAUACGCAAAUAUCGGCAAGAAUUGCUUUCGAUAAUCUCCGAACUGUGGUCAUCUCUGAGCUUGCCAACUGCCAAUCGUCCUCCACUUGGCUAUCCAGUUCUGCAUCUGGUCGAACAGCUGUGCUUGGCUCUCAAUGAUGAAUUCAGAACAUAUCUUCCCGAUAUACUUCCAUGUUGUAUUCAAGUCCUUAGCGAUGCAGAACGGUGCAACGACUACACAUAUGUUCUUGAUAUCCUUCAUACCCUUGAAGUCUUCGGUGGGACCUUGGAUGAGCACAUGCAUCUCCUUCUCCCAGCACUCAUUCGAUUGUUUAAGGAAGAUGCUCCAGUAGACAAACGGCGUGCUGCCAUUAAAACUUUAACCAGAUUAAUCCCUCGAGUUCAGGUUACUGGUCAUAUAUCUUCACUAGUCCAUCAUUUGAAGCUGGUUUUGGAUGGAAAAAUUGAUGAGCUCAGGAAGGAUGCUGUAGAUGCACUUUGUUGUCUUGCUUAUGCCCUUGGGGAGGAUUUCACCAUCUUCAUACCAUCGAUACACAAACUUCUUUUAAAACAUCGAUUAAGGCAUAAGGAAUUUGAGGAGAUUGAAGGUCGUGUCCAUAGACGUGAACCGCUGAUCUCAGGAAGCACGACUGCUCAAAAGCUAAGCCGACGGCUUGCUGUAGAAGUAAUCAGUGACCCAUUGAAUGAUAUGGAGAAUAAUCCAUAUGAAGAUGGGUCUGAUGUGCAAAAAGAGCAUAGAGCUCGUCAGGUCAAUGUUGGUCGUCUACUUGCUGCUGGGGAGGCUUCUCAACGCAGUACUAGAGAAGAUUGGGCUGAAUGGAUGCGGCACUUUAGCAUUGAGCUCUUGAAACAAUCUCCAUCUCCAGCUCUGCGAACAUGUGCAAGGUUGGCACAGUUGCAGCCCUUUGUUGGAAGGGAGUUAUUCGCUGCUGGUUUUGUGAGCUGUUGGACGCAACUGAGUGAAUCUAGUCAGAAACACUUGGUUCGGAAUUUAGAGAUGGCAUUUUCUGCUCCAAAUAUCCCUCCUGAAAUUCUUGCAACACUUCUUAACUUGGCUGAGUUCAUGGAGCAUGAUGAGAAGCCCCUUCCUAUUGACAUCCGACUCCUUGGUGCUCUUGCAGAGAAGUUUCGUGCUUUUGCAAAGGCACUGCAUUAUAAAGAAAUGGAGUUUGAAGGUGCACGCUCCCAGAAGAUGGAUGCUAACCCUGUUGCUGUAGUUGAAGCUCUAAUACAUAUAAAUAAUCAGCUACACCAACAUGAGGCGGCAGUUGGAAUACUAACCUAUGCCCAGCAAAACCUGGAUGUGCAACUGAAGGAGUCAUGGUAUGAGAAAUUGCAGCGAUGGGAUGAUGCUCUGAAGGCAUAUACUCUCAAGGCAUCUAGUGCACAUCUGGUUUUAGAUGCUACAUUAGGCCGGAUGCGAUGUCUUGCGGCUUUAGCUAGAUGGGAAGAACUCAACAAUUUAUGUAAGGAAUAUUGGACCCCAGCUGAGGCAGCCCCCCGGCUAGAAAUGGCACCAAUGGCUGCUAGUGCUGCUUGGAACAUGGGAGAAUGGGAUCAGAUGGCGGAGUAUGUCUCUAGACUGGAUGAUGGUGAUGAAACUAAGCUUCGAGGUUUAGGAAAUGCUGCUGCUAAUGGUGAUGGCAGUAGCAAUGGCACAUUCUUUAGGGCUGUUUUACUUGUGCGCAGAGGGAAGUAUGAUGAGGCACGUGAAUAUGUUGAAAGGGCCAGAAAGUGCUUGGCAACUGAGCUUGCUGCUUUGGUCUUGGAGAGCUACGAUCGUGCUUACACCAACAUGGUCCGUGUUCAGCAGCUUCUGGAACUGGAAGAGGUCAUCGAUUACUCUACUCUUCCUUUGGGAAACACUGUCGCAGAAGGACGGCGAGCCCUUAUUCGGAAUAUGUGGACUGAGCGCAUUAAAGGAGUGAAAAGAAAUGUUGAGGUUUGGCAAGGCCUGUUGGCCGUUAGAGCACUUGUUCUACCACCGACGGAAGAUAUUGAAACGUGGCUCAAAUUUUCUUCUCUUUGUAGAAAAAGUGGACGAAUUAGUCAGGCUAGAUCUACCUUAAUUAAGCUCUUGCAGUUUGACCCUGAAACAUCUGAAAAUGUGGGAUACCGUGGUCCUCCACAAGUAAUGCUGGCAUACUUGAAGUACCAGUGGUCUCUUGGCGAGGAUAUUAAGCGAAAAGAAGCGUUUUUUAGGCUUCAGAAUUUGGUUGUAGAACUCUCGAGUGCAACAAAUCUUCAGGCCAUUUCUCCAAUAGGUUUAAGCAGUAAAAGUCCAAGUGCUCGACUGCUCGCACGUGUAUAUCUCACACUUGGUUCCUGGCAGUGGGCGCUUUCUCCAGGUUUAGAUGAAGAAACUAUAAAAGAAAUUCUCAAUGCAUUUGGAAGUGCCACUCAAUGUGAACCAAAGUGGGCGAAAGCAUGGCAUAAAUGGGCGUUGUUCAAUACUGCUGUGAUGUCGCAUUAUACUUUAAGAGGUUAUCCCAAUGUCGCCGCCCAAUUCGUCGUGCAAGCAGUAACUGGAUAUUUUCAUUCGAUUGCAUGUGGGGCUAAUACAAAAGGUGGUGAUGAUAGUUUGAAGGAUAUACUUCGUCUUCUCACGCUAUGGUUCAACCAUGGAGCUACUGUAGAAGUUCAAAUGGCCCUGCAGAAAGGACUCACUCUUGUAAAAAUCAACACAUGGCUGGUCGUGCUGCCACAAAUAAUUGCCAGAAUUCAUUCAAACAACCGUGCUGUUAGGGAGCUUAUCCAAUCACUUUUAGUUCGCAUUGGACAAAGUCAUCCACAGGCCCUCAUGUACCCUCUUCUAGUGGCGUGCAAAUCGAUAAGCAAUUUACGAAGAGCUGCUGCUCAGCAAGUUGUUGAUAAAGUACGAAAGCACAGUGAUGCGCUUGUAGAGCAGGCACAACUUGUAUCAACGGAGCUCAUCAGGGUUGCAAUUCUUUGGCAUGAAAUGUGGCAUGAAGCAUUGGAAGAGGCUAGUCGCCUCUAUUUCGGGGAGCACAAUAUUGAAGCAAUGCUAAAGGCGCUGGAGCCGUUGCACGAAUUGCUUGAGGAAGGGGCUAGGAAAAGCGAUACAACCAUCAAAGAGAGGGCAUUCAUUGAGGCUUACCAUGCGGAGUUGAUGGAGGCAUAUGAAUGCUGCAUGAAAUAUAAGAGAACUGGUAAAGAUGCUGAGCUUACACAGGCAUGGGAUCUUUACUAUCAUGUAUUCAGGCGAAUAGACAAGCAGCUUCAGAGUCUUACCACCCUGGACCUCCAGUCUGUCUCUCCUGAGUUGUUGAAUUGUCGUGACUUGGAGCUUGCAGUGCCUGGGACGUACCGUGCAGAUGCACCAGUGGUGACAAUUGCAUCAUUUGCUCCUCAACUGGAUGUCAUAACUUCCAAACAAAGGCCUCGAAAGUUAACUAUUCAUGGGAGUGAUGGCGAAGAUCAUACUUUUCUGCUGAAGGGACAUGAAGAUCUACGUCAGGAUGAACGUGUCAUGCAGCUCUUUGGUCUGGUGAAUACUUUGUUGGAAAAUAAUAGAAAAACGGCUGAAAAGGAUUGGUCAAUCCAAAGAUAUUCUGUGAUUCCACUAUCCCCAAAUAGUGGAUUAAUUGGAUGGGUCCCAAAUUGUGACACUUUACACCUACUGAUUCGAGAAUAUAGAGAUGCCAGAAAGAUUACUCUCAAUCAAGAGCACAAACAUAUGCUAAGUUUUGCCCCAGAUUAUGAUCAUUUGCCCCUGAUAGCCAAAGUUGAAGUUUUUGAGUACGCCCUACAGAAUACAGAAGGAAAUGACCUUGCAAGGGUUCUGUGGUUGAAGAGCCGCACCUCUGAGGUUUGGCUGGAGAGGCGGACUAAUUACACUCGGAGCUUGGCAGUCAUGAGCAUGGUGGGCUACCUUCUUGGCUUAGGUGAUCGCCAUCCAAGCAACCUUAUGUUGCACCGUUACAGUGGGAAGAUCUUACACAUUGAUUUUGGGGACUGCUUUGAAGCUUCGAUGCACCGAGAAAAAUUCCCAGAGAAGGUACCUUUCCGCUUGACUAGAAUGCUUGUGAAAGCAAUGGAGGUCAGUGGCAUUGAGGGGAACUUCCGUUCAACUUGCGAAAAUGUGAUGCAAGUGCUUCGAACGAAUAGGGACAGUGUAAUGGCAAUGAUGGAGGCUUUUGUACAUGAUCCACUUAUUAAUUGGCGCCUUUUUCCCCAAGUAUCAAUGAUUGCUAAUACUCAUGUCCCACCUGUUGUGAAUGCUGAAGAAUCUUCUCAAAAUAGAGAGCUUGUUCAGCCACAGCGUGGUGCCAGAGAGAGGGAGCUUCUUCAGGCUGUUAAUCAACUUGGUGAUGCUAAUGAGGUGCUGAAUGAACGUGCUGUGAUGGUCAUGGCUCGGAUGAGUAAUAAGCUUACUGGCCGUGACUUUUCCAGCUCUCCAAUAUCCAGCAGCUCUAACCAACAUUCCGUGGAUCACAGCAAUUUAUUUUCAGGGGAUUCCCGUGAAGAUCAUGGUUUAUCUGUUAAACUUCAAGUUCAAAAGUUGAUUAUUCAAGCUACAUCACAUGAAAAUUUGUGCCAGAACUACGUUGGGUGGUGUCCUUUCUGGUGAGCUGAAGAUAAUCAUAUGUUAUAUAUAUUGUGCAUAGCUGGGAAUUGUCUUGGUACCUCAGAGGUAGCAUAAUGUAGUAUAUGGUUUAUUGUUGUCUUUUGUACAGAAACUCAUGGUGUAUAGAUGCAAUCUGAAUUAAUAGAGAACUGAAUAGUUGGGCAUAGGACCAGCAAUAUUUGUUGUCAAGAAGCAACUUGUAAAGCGUUGAUGUGAUGACAUUGUACAAGGGAGAUCACAAAGGCAACGGCCACUGCUUAUAUGGGCUGACGAGGCCUUUGUUGAUAGACACGGACUAUCCUAGAUUAUAGACUGAUUGUCUAGAUGUCGAGCUUUCCGAUAGGGGAGGGAAUGAAGCCAUCAGUAAAAUUCCAAGUUCAUAUGUCUAUGGGAUUUAAACAUAUACUAAUAUCAUUUACAAUUAAGAGGAACAGAGCGCAAGUUUGGGUGGCGGAAA